AUGUCUACAUUAAUUGAACAAAUUCUGAAACAAAUCGGUGUUACCAUUUAUAAGCGAUGUUUCAUAACACAAAUACCAUUGCUCAUGAAAGAAUACAUCUCUGGCUACGUGAAUAUCCUGAAGACCAUAAUAGGGAGCGGCAUACUUUACAUACCUAUGCUUUUUAAGUCGUAUGGCGCCAUUAGUACGUUUUUUUUGAUGUGCAUCUCGGCUGUUCUGUCCAUGGUGGGACAGACAAUCUUCCUGUACUGCAACGCGUUCCUCGAUGACCGCUCGACAAACAUAACAUCGUUGGCAAGGGAGAGUGUGCCACGUACACGGUUUAUUGUGGACUUCUUCGUGUUCUUUAAGUGUUUUGGCGUGGCUACCUCGUACCUCAUCAUUAUAAGGGAGCUACUUCCGAACUUGGUCCGGUUUGUGUUCGACGAGUCGGUGCUCUCGAAGCCAAAGGUAGCGCUGCUCGUAUUUCUGUGUUGUAUCUCGCCGAUCACAUAUUUUAGGCAGCUCAAAAAUUUAAAGUACACAUCAUCGAUUGGCCUGAUUGCCAUUUCGUUCAUUUUGUUCUUCUCCAUGUAUAACUUUGUUAAACAUGGCACUCUUGAACACGUGACUCUGUACGAACCGAUAUCAAUAGAGUGGUUAAAGGGCCUGGGAACGUUUGUGUUUGCAUUCACGUGCCAUCAGAACCUGAUAUCGGUGCAAAAUGAGGUUGUUGACAACUCGCCACACAAAAUGAAGAAGGUUGUGUAUGCCACCACGAUCACGAGCUUCGUCAUUUACAUGGUGUUCGGCUUUACGAACUACGCAUUGUACGCCACAAACAUGCGCGACAACGUUCUGAAGAGUUAUCCAGAUGAUAACAUUACGCUGUUCUUGCACUUUUUGUAUGUGUGUGUGAUGGGAUUUUCAUAUCCACUCCAGAUAAACCCUGCACGCGUAUACGUAUACAACCUGCUAGGAUUCAACGCAAAAAAGCGAAGAAACAAUCUUGUUCACGCUGUGAUCACGACUCUGCUCCUCAUAAGCACGUAUGUGCUGACCAUCACAGGCCUUAAUCUCGGCGAAAUGUAUGCAUUUGUGGGUGCCACCGCGUCCACAAUGAUAUGCUUGAUUUUCCCGCUUCUAUUUUACUAUAAUAUGGGAGUGGAGAGAAAGAAAUGGCUGGUGUGGCUAGGUAGUGUAGGAUUUGUGGUUGGAUGCUGUGUCUUUGGACUUUCGUUUUUUAAACUGCUCACGCACUAG
Vavraia culicis subsp. floridensis is the source of this 1242-nucleotide messenger RNA. RefSeq lists its product as uncharacterized. The record is from RefSeq and is a predicted model, not a curated record. Bases 1 to 1242 code for a protein of 413 amino acids. Gene Ontology annotation, molecular function: amino acid transmembrane transporter activity. Lineage: Eukaryota; Fungi; Microsporidia; Pleistophoridae. The transcript has a single exon. Gene Ontology annotation, biological process: amino acid transmembrane transport.